AUCAGCUCACAGAGCAACAAAUGUGGCCCACACCCAUUCAAGGGAGAGAGAGAGAAAAAAAAACACAUUGCGCAUAGGUCUCCAACUUAACACUCCUGUCAACUUAACAUCAUAACAGUUGCACAAAUUCAUCACGGAAAGGGAGUUGAAAGAAAACGUAUUGCUUGACUUGGACUUGUAUUGACUGUUCAUCAUGGAGGCACCAACAACAGCAGGUACAAUAAGCCACUCGGCAUCGGAAGAGGCCUUCAGCCACAUGGUCAGUCACAUCAUAGAACUCUUCACACAGCCCUCCGUAGCUGAAGAUCUGACAACAACUUCUGCACAUAUGACUGAAACAAUCUCAGACACUUCUGUGGGAGUUCUGAGAACAACUUCUGCACAAAUGAUUGAAACAAUCUCAGACACUUCUGUGGGAGCUCUAACAACAACUUUUCUACAGAAGACUGAAACAAUUCCAGAUGCUUUUGUUGGAGUUCUGAGAACAACUUCUGCACAAAUGAUUGAAACAAUCUCAGACACUUCUGUGGGAGUUCUGACAACAACUUCUGCACAUAUGACUGAAACAACCUCAGAUGCUUUUUUAGUGGGAGCCGCCAUCGUAAAAGGUGUAUCCUUUGAAGUCCUUUUCGUAGGAGUCAUUCUUGUGGUGGUACUGGUGGUGGUACUGGUACUGGUGCUGGUACUGUGUCACAACGGCAAGCAUAAGGGCACUUACCACACCAACGAGGCCGAGUGUGGUGAUUCUGAUUCUGUCGACACGUAUGGUGUUGCCUCUCAAAGCGAACUUGAGAUUUUGAAUGAGGAAGAAUAGAAAGAAGUACACUUCAUUUGAAACAGGACUUUUUCCGAUUCUAAACCGGGGCCAGUUGUCAACUCAAGAUGCCAAAUAUUUUCUACGGAAUUGGUAAUGCCUAUGAUGGUCAUCUAAUUUCAAGGCAACAUUUAUAUGGGGCAUACAACCAUCUCAGCUCUACAGAUUUUGCCACGAAGAGACAGAAUCGUUAGAUCACUUAUUUUUGUAUUGCCCAUAUAUACACUAUAUAUACAAAAUUAUGUGGACACCCAUUAGUGGAUUUGGCUAUUUCAGCCACAUUACAGCCUUAUUUCCCUCAUCAAUCAAUAUAAAGAAACACUUUAAUAAACAAUUAAUAUUCAUUACAUGUGACUAACUUCAAGCUUACAAUUAGUACAGUAGUUAAACCAAUAUCAGAUUGUUGAGGUUUCGAAAAGAUGUAAAAACUAGAGAAAUUUUACAAUCCUUUUUGUCUUCCUUUUAAAAAAAAUGUUUAUACUCAAAAGAUAGUACCUUGUUUGAAUUUCUAUUAUGAGGGUGUUGAGCGAGCUUAAUGCAUAAUAAUGUAUAGCAUUGCUGAAUGUAAUAUCUGUUUUCAAUUUUUUUCUAAAUUGACGUCCAGUAGUAAUCUGAGCUUGUAAAAUGAAAUCAAGGCACAGGCAUCUUUCCUAACGCCAAACUGGAUGUUUUGGUUUUUUUGGCCUGAAGGUACCAAUAACUGAGUAAAGGAAAUGUUACGGCAAGGACCAUAAGAACACACAAAAAUACUUUCAUGAAACUUGAGACAUUUCACCUAUGACAAUACUGGGAACAAAACAGUCAAAAAAAUGUAAAUUCCCCUUCUUCUAAUGCAAGUCUCUGUAACUAAUAUAUUACCAUGUGAUUAAAGAGAAGCGACCUUG
This is a messenger RNA of Oncorhynchus tshawytscha (Chinook salmon), 1698 nucleotides long. RefSeq names its product cell adhesion molecule 2. Lineage: Eukaryota; Metazoa; Chordata; Actinopteri; Salmoniformes; Salmonidae. Bases 194 to 814 code for a protein of 206 amino acids. The record is from RefSeq and is a predicted model, not a curated record. The transcript has 9 exons.